AUGACUGUGUCACCAAACCCUGCAGAACAAGCUUACUUGGACUUGUGCCAGAAAAUAAUAGAUGAGGGGGAGCAUAGACCAGAUAGAACAGGUACUGGAACUUUAUCAUUAUUUGCACCACCUCAAUUAAGAUUUGAUUUGUCAAAUGAAUCAUUUCCUUUAUUAACUACAAAAAAAGUAUUUUCAAAAGGUAUAAUACAUGAAUUACUAUGGUUUGUAGCUGGAUCUACGGAUGCCAAGUUGUUGAGUGAGAAAGGAGUGAAAAUAUGGGAAGGUAAUGGACUGAGAGAAUUCUUGGAUAAAUUAGGAUUAACAGAGAGAAGAGAGGGUGAUUUGGGACCAGUUUAUGGUUUUCAAUGGAGACAUUUUGGUGCAGAAUAUAUUGAUUGUGAUACAAAUUAUCAAGGUCAAGGUUAUGAUCAAUUACAAGAUGUUAUUAAAAAACUAAAAACUAAUCCAUAUGAUAGAAGAAUUAUAAUGUCUGCAUGGAAUCCUCCAGAUUUUGCUAAAAUGGCAUUACCUCCAUGUCAUGUCUUUUGUCAAUUUUACGUAAGUUUCCCCAAUUCAACUCCCGAAUCAAAUUCCGAAAAACAAUCAAAAGUUGAAGCAAAGCCAAAAUUAUCUUGUUUAUUAUAUCAAAGAUCGUGUGAUAUGGGUUUGGGUGUACCAUUUAAUAUUGCUUCAUAUGCAUUAUUGACUAGAAUGAUUGCGCAUGUAGUGGGAUUUGAAUGUGGAGAAUUUGUACAUACUAUGGGUGAUGCUCAUGUUUAUUUGGAUCAUAUUGAUGCAUUGAAAGAGCAAUUUGAAAGAAUUCCUAAAAAUUUUCCAAAAUUAAUAAUUAAAGAAUCAAGAAAAGAUGAAAUAAAAAAUAUAGACGAUUUCAGAUUCGAAGAUUUCGAAAUUGUUGGGUAUGACCCACAUCCUCCAAUUAAAAUGAAAAUGAGUGUUUAA
Messenger RNA from Lodderomyces pseudojiufengensis, 951 nucleotides. RefSeq names its product thymidylate synthase (gene CDC21). Gene Ontology annotation, biological process: dTMP biosynthetic process. Gene Ontology annotation, cellular component: cytosol; mitochondrion. Gene Ontology annotation, molecular function: thymidylate synthase activity. Lineage: Eukaryota; Fungi; Ascomycota; Pichiomycetes; Serinales; Debaryomycetaceae. The record is from RefSeq and is a predicted model, not a curated record. The transcript has a single exon. Bases 1 to 951 code for a protein of 316 amino acids.